ACGUGCCACACGGCAGAGGAGGGCGGCCGAGGAAACCUUCCUCGCGCCGCCCGUACGCCAGCAAGGCAUUCACUCUCGGGAGCUCGAGAAGAAAGGUGUUCAAAGCUAAACGGUGAUAAACAUGGCGUUGCGAGGAACUCUGGCCAGACUGCCUGCACUCAGGUCCUCGGUUCUGACCACAAGCCCAAGGAUCCUGGCGGUUCCUGCCAGGCAGACUCACAGCACGGAGGAACGGCUCCAGGUGGCCCCUGCUGUUGGAGCGGCUGUGUGUAGCAGUGCUAUUCCUGUUGGAAAAUUGGGACUGAGAGAUCACCAUAUCAACAGACUGGAGAAGUAUCUGCUGGUUUGGGGAGGGAAGUACAACUCCAUCGCAGACGUCCCUGAUCUGGUCAGCCAAGACACCCUGGAACGCGCCCGCAACAAGGCGAGAAUCAAGAUCAACAUCUGGAUGGGCGUGGCCACCCUGCUGGGCUGCAUGUACAUGAUCUGGUCGGGCAAGAAGGCCCACAGAGAGGGCCAGUCUCUGCUGGCCAUGAACGCGGAGUGGCACCGAAGGGUGAACGAGGAGGCGAGGCUGGCCAAGGGAGAGAAAAACCGGCUGGGGGACCUGGCGGAUCUGUAG
Molecule: messenger RNA, 622 nt
Organism: Penaeus vannamei (Pacific white shrimp)
Lineage: Eukaryota; Metazoa; Arthropoda; Malacostraca; Decapoda; Penaeidae
Source: RefSeq, a predicted model, not a curated record